UAACAGUUUGUGUGGGAUGUCGAAAUUUCAACCUGAUUUACUUAUCCAUAGAAAUCAACAUUAUUUCAUAAAAGAACAUUAUAAUAUAAUAUUUUAAUGGUUUCAAAGAUGUUCAUCUCCUUCAUCUUCCCCGCCCUCUCACAUUAAAUAUUCAGACACCAAAAUCUCAACUAAAAUGGCGGUUCACCAUUCAACACUCGCACCAAACUCCGCCGCACCCACCGCCGCCGGAAUCCAAAUGGACGGCGGCGAAUUCCACAGACUCGCCAAGGUAUGGACAAUCGCCAUUGCAUUGAUUUCUUACUCAUACUAUAUUGCUUCCAAAAUUCAUAAAGGACUCCCAAGGCUCAUCGCUCUCUUCCCCGUUAUCUUCAUCUUCCUCCUCCUUCCUCUCAAUCUCCAUUCCUUCCAUCUCUGCGGUCCGACUGCCUUCUUGCUCGCUUGGCUCGGCAAUUUCAAACUCCUCCUCUUUGCCUUCGAUCUCGGUCCUCUGUUCUCAUCGCCGCUCCCUAGCCUUCUCCACUUCGCUACCAUGCUCUGCCUUCCGAUCAAGAUCAACAAUCAGAAAUCCGAGAUCCGGAGAACUGGAAAUCAGAUCGUUCUUUCUUUCAAGGUUUUGCUCCUGGCGAUUGUCAUUCGGCUCUACGAUUAUCGAAAUCGGAUGGAUCCGGCGAUCGCUUCCGUUCUGUAUUGCCUCCAUUUAUACUUCGGCAUCGAAAUCGUCCUCGCUCUGUGUUCUCUUCCGGCAAAGGCCAUCUUCGGAGCUCCGAUCGAACCGCAGUUCGACGAACCCUAUCUCUCCACUUCGCUUCAGGACUUCUGGGGGCAUCGAUGGAAUCUCAUGGUUCCGAGUAUUCUACGCCCGGCCGUGUACAAUCCCACCCGUUUCAUAACCUCCCGUGUUUUUGGGCCUAGGUGGGCCCAGUUUCUCGCAAUGGUAGCUACGUUUGCUGUCUCCGGCUUUAUGCACGAGCUUAUCUUUUAUUACUUCACACGUGCCGCUCCCAUGUGGGAGGUCACGUGGUUCUUUGUCCUACAUGGCUUCUGCACGGCCGCGGAGGUGGCCGCCAAAGCUGCGGUGGCUAGCCGGAAGGUACGGUGGAAGGUCCACCGGAUGGUGUCUGGGCCUAUGACUUUGGUGUUUCUAAUGGCGACGGCACGGUGGCUGAUGUUCCCUCAGUUAAUUCGAAAUGGUGUUGUUGACCGGACGAUUGGUGAGUAUUAUACUAUGGCCCAUUUCGUGAAGGGAAAACUUAUUUAGUUAGUUGAACCUUGAAAGUAAGGAGUGAACUUGUGAUGAAAAAUUAGAGUGUCGUGAGAUGUAUAGUCUAAGGAGUUAAAAUGGAUGUUUUUUAGUCGUGACCAAACAUCCUCUUCAUGAUUAAAAAAAAUGUUUGAUGUUUUUUUUUUGUUUUUUUUUUUAAUGUGAUCCAUGUAAUUUAGACCUUAGUUACUUUUUCUCAAUAAACUAUAGUUUGAUCUUCUACUCA
Messenger RNA from Benincasa hispida (wax gourd), 1490 nucleotides. Its product is annotated as putative long-chain-alcohol O-fatty-acyltransferase 4. Lineage: Eukaryota; Viridiplantae; Streptophyta; Magnoliopsida; Cucurbitales; Cucurbitaceae. Gene Ontology annotation, biological process: lipid metabolic process. The record is from RefSeq and is a predicted model, not a curated record.